CGUUAUAAUCAUAUCUGGCCCAAAUAUAUUUGCUAGAUCGCUGCAAUGAUGCAUUGUAAUUAUCUGGCCCAAAAAUAUUUGCAUGAUCACUCCAAUAACGUGUUAUAAUUAUCUGACCCAAAAAUGUUGCCACUGUCAGUUCUUCACAGAUAGUCUUAGGCUGGUAUCUCCUUUUCCACGAGAUUGUGUGCUAAAGGUUUGAGCUGGUGUCUUAAUUGUGCUUCAUGCAGUUUUUAACAUAAAUUAACAUCCACUAUCAAAUAACGAGAGGUUUAGGAGAUUAUAUAAUUGUAAGGAAUUACAAGUCUUUUCUUGUGCAGAAUGCAUAAUUCUAUUAGUUGGCAGGGUGUUGUUUGGUUGUAGGUUGGACUAGAUGAUCUCAGAUGUCUUGCCCAACCUAAUUGGUUCCGUGAUUCUGUAACUUCAUGCAUUAAAUUCCUAUAUGUAUUUGCAUAUCUGAUAGCGUCAUGCAAAACUGGGGCAAAAAUUAUGCAGAGCAAUAUUUCUAAGUGGUAAUUUUAGCCAUUUGAUUCUUGUUUUGCUCGUACACCAUAGCCUCUUAGCUGUUUUCCCAAAAGUGUAUUUAGUUUUGAUCUAAAUAACUUCGUCUGACAGUAAUUUAAGUGUUAACUGUGUGUUCAUUAAAAUUAUUUUGGUAAUUUCCUUAAGUUAAAGUAAGCAUAUCUACAGAAUUCCAAUUUGAGACUAUAGACAGAGAUUAUGCUUAGUGCUUUAUCUCAUGUAAAAAUGUCAUGAGAAACCACAACUCAAAGCUGGGUUACUCUGUCAGCUGUUACGUUUUAUGUAAAACCAACCUAGAGCUUCUCUUCAGGAUGUUAACUGUACUGACUAUACAGAGAUCUAUACACGUUUUCAUGUGAAUUAUUCCCCACUUUUCUGUUUUAGCAAGAAUGUAGGCUACACAACUGCUUUCUGAGAUUUAUAGGCUGGAAAAAUCUACGCUUUAUUGUGAUACUUUGUAAAGAGCCUGAAAAGCAUCAUUUUUCAGGGAGAAAAAAUAUUCUAGUUUUACAUUAAAAUUUGCAAUAUUUUGGUUGAGCAGAGUUUUGCUUUUUGUGGUCUGAUUUCCCUCUUGAUCUGCAGAAUAAUUCUGGGAAAUUCUGUUGUACCUGGGAAUUUGAGUUGAUUUUUACAUAGGCAGCGCUCAUUUUUUUCUUAAUAGGAGGCUGAAACAGAUGGCUUAAAAAAGAACAGUUGAAUGUGGCUCUUGACAAUGGUCAACCUGAAGCUGGUUUUGCAUCCUGUUCUUCAUUCUGGCUCAAGGAACACACGCUAAUGCCACCCAUAGCACAAGAGAUGGAACAAGUGGUGUUUGGUAUUUCCUGCACUGGACUGGGCAGACUGGAUUCAGAAAGCACAGAGGCUCAACACUGAGGCAUAGACCACAGACAUUUCAUACUGGAGUAAGGCGCCUGUGAUGGAAAAAAAAUGUUCUCCUAGUCCCAGGGGAAGUUUGAUUCUGAUUACUGGUGUGCUUUUUAAAGAACAACUGACGAUACGAAGGACAAUGCACAGUGUGUGUCCUGAUGACAUUUUGUGUGCUGCAACAUGGCUCUUGUCAUGGCAUCUGAGACUGAAAAGGCCCACGCUCUUCUCCAGACUUUCAGCACAGCAUCAGUUCUUUCCAGUCUAGGUUUGGGGAUAUUUUGCUUUGUAGCAGACAGACUCCUGCAGGUUUCCUUCAUUCAGCAGAAUGACUGGCUCCGAGCCUUAUCUGAUAAUGCAGUGCAUGGUAUACUGGGGAUGUGGUCCUGGGCAAUAGUGAUUGGACUCAGGAAGAAAAGUGACUUCACUGAGGUCACCCUGGCUGGCUUCCUUGCCUCUGUCAUUGAUGUGGACCACUUCUUUCUUGCUGGAUCUCUGUCAUUAAAGGCUGCUCUGACUCUUCCACGGAGACCACUUCUUCAUUGUUCUACUGUGAUUCCUGUGGUGGCUCUGACAUUAAAGUUUAUCAUGCAGCUUUUCAGGCUUAAGGACUCAUGGUGCUUUCUUCCCUGGAUGUUGUUCAUAUCCUGGACUUCUCAUCAUGUCCGUGACGGGAUUCGUCAUGGCCUCUGGAUCUGCCCGUUUGGAAAAACUCCUCCCUUGCCAUAUUGGCUGUAUGUGGCAAUUACAGCAUCUUUACCUCACCUGUGUUCAUUUGUUAUGUAUUUAACGGGCACUAGAGAAUUAAUGUCCAUAAAACAUGGAAUUCGCAUUGAUGUAUAGGAAUAAUGGCUUUUAAAGGUGGUUUGUGCAAGCACUUGAAAUAACCUGCCUGUCUGUCACUGAAGGGUUUCUUUGUGUUUCCUACAUCUUCUGAAUUAGGUAUUUUAAAGUUGUGGAGCCAAUUACAGCUCUUGUGUCAAUUCCUUGUGGUCACAGAACCUAUUUAAUGAAUGAUAAUAAUUUUAUAUCUCUACAUUUCCCUUGUACAGUGUGUGGUCUUCCAUGAUAGUUCAUGCAUAGAGAGCUGAUUAUAAAGUACUUAGUUUCUCUCUGUAGUAAUUACAUUACAUUUUACUGUUAUGGUGCCAUUCAUUUGAUCACCAUUCACUUUGGAUUUGUAUUCUGCCUCUGGAGAAUACAUUUCAUUCAGGUAGUAUUUGUAUAGCACUUUAAAAAUGUGAAGUUCUAUAUAAAUGCUAGGUAUUAUUGAGGAUUUAACAGUGUAUGGCAAUUCUAAAAAAAUCCCUGUUAGCCUUUCUAAUUUAUUAAUAUGUUAGGAGUCCUGCUGGAUUUUUGCAUUCAACCAUUUUAAAAGAAACACCACCUCUACUUCACACUGUCUAUCCACACCUCUUUGAACCUCUAAUCACAAAGUGUUUUACUAAAUUCUGCAUCCCCUUGUCAUUGCUUAAUACUAAAUUUGUAGAUAAUUACUUGCCUCAAAAUUAGAAAGGGGUAUACAGAUUGGUUAUAGUAUUAUGGUGUGUUGUCCAAUUUGUUUAAUUUUUAAAAAUACACUAAAUAUGAAUACUGUUUAAUUUGAAACCAAGGAAUUUUAGUUAAUAUUUAAGAAUUGUGUGAAGAUUCAGGGAGACUCAAGAAAAUAAAAAUUGCUUAUAAUACAGGCUUGCUUAAAGACAUUACUACUCAGUAAAGCAUUUUCCAUUAAGUGCAAUAUCAUCCUCAUAAGUGUAAAAUGAAAUGCAUUAUUAUUAUUAUUAUUAUUAUUAUUAUUAUACUACAAAAGUAUAAAUUUCCUCAUAAAGAAGAUCCAUAAGGAAAAGUGUUAUUAUGCUGCAGUUUAUGAGGUAGUAAUUUGCACUAUGGACUAUUCAGUUUUUGUUUAUAGACAUCUCUCAGAAAGCAUCCCAAAUUAAAAGUUGUCUGGUCUUGUCUAACUAGACAAGACUGUCUAGACUUGUGUAGUUUAUGAUAUACAAGCUGAGAAUGUCUAUUAAUAAGUUUUAAAUUUUUUAUUCACUGCCCAUUAAAGAAAUGGGGCCUUAACUACUCCAGCUUGUGAUGAAUAGCUGUCAAAAGGGGAUCAUUUUUAUGGAACUGCAUGUAUAAGGUAGCAUGUGUUUAACUUAGGUUACCAAGGGGUGUAAGGGUUUAACGUGAUGUGUACAUUUACAUUAUUAAAUGUAUAUUAGAAUAAAGUUUUAAAAAAUUAUUAAA
This is a messenger RNA of Camarhynchus parvulus, 3627 nucleotides long. It is a transcript of the gene TMEM267, whose product is annotated as transmembrane protein 267. NCBI's taxonomy places the organism in Eukaryota, Metazoa, Chordata, Aves, Passeriformes, Thraupidae. Bases 1570 to 2229 code for a protein of 219 amino acids. The transcript is spliced from 4 exons. The record is from RefSeq and is a predicted model, not a curated record.